UCUACUCUUUUGAGGGUUUAGGCUCUUCAGCUUCUUCUCCAAGUUCAACUCUCUCUCUCUCUCUCUCUCUCUCUCUCUCUCUCUCUCUCUCUCUCUCUGUGUUUUCUUUUUUUUCUGUUCAUGGCGUUGCCCAGCUGCUCGGCGUCAUGUUCAGGCCCACUUGUCUCAGAACCCAAAUAAACCCCCAUCAAAACCCACCGUAUUUACAGCUUUGCCAUAUAACGACACCCAGCCUGGCUCCUCCUUGUUUAUCCAACUGUGGGAGUAAGCUCGGCAGAGUUACAGAGCUCAUCAUGGCUAUGGGGGUCUCCUCGUCCUCCUCCUUCCAAACCACCAUCCCUUCUUGGCCGCGCUCUUCCAUUCUUGUUGCUUCCUCUUCUUGCUCGUUCUUCUGGGCUUCCUCUAAACCUCUCCACAGUAGAGAACUCUGCACAAUGCGGACUUCAAGUGUUACAUUGCUUAGUAGUUCCCUUCAACUUAAACGAGAUAUGUUCUCUAACGCCAGUUCAUUGGUUGAAGGAAGUCCCUUAGCAGGGGGAAACACAUCUAGCUUAAGGGUUGGGAUCAAAAAGGAAUGGAGCAAAGAGGCUGAAAGGCUGCAAAGAGAGAAAAUGAAAGUCCUUGGUAUUAAGUCUACCAAAGAAAAUGUGGCAAAAUAUGCCAAAGAAAAGAUUCAGGGUGUUUCUGUUGAUGAAGUGCAUGGCUUUAGGAAAGAAACAAUGAUCCAGACACAAAACUCAAGGAACAAAAUCCUGUCAAAUUUUGAGGAUGGGGGUACGAGGCUACCAUGUGAACCCCAUGGUCAGGAUGAAAGAUUUUCUCAAAAUGGAAAAUUUGAUGUUGUUACAGAGAAUGGUGCUCCAAGUGGGAUGGCUUAUGGCAACAACAAAAGUGUUGGUGUGAAGAAGGUCAAUGGUCAAACCAGUGAUGGUUCAAGACAAUUGGGAUUGUCCUCUACUAAAAGUUUAGAGAAGGUUGUCAAGUUCAAUGGGUCAAAGUCAGGGAAGCUUAUGGAGGCCAGGCCUAAUGGGUCAAAAUCAAUGAAGACUGUGAAGCCCAAGCCUAAUGGAUCAAAAUUGGGGAAGAUUGUGGAGGGCACAAGAAAGACAAAUUCGGAAGCUAAUGUGGAAGAAGCUUCUGUUGUGAUUAAUAAGGAUUCAGCUAAAUCUGAAGCCUCUCGGCCAAAUAUUCAUUCACGGCUGACUAGCAUAUAUGGUAAAGUUCUUGUUGUGAACAGUAUAUCCGUUGCAAAGAAAAUCGUUCAAAAGCUUACAAGUCAAUACAGGCAUCUUGUUCAUGCAUGUGACACAGAGGUGGCUAAGAUUGAGGUGAAGCAAGAAACUCCUGUUGAUCAUGGUGAAAUAAUAUGUUUCAGUAUUUAUUCUGGACCAGAAGCAGAUUUUGGAAAUGGGAAGUCCUGUAUCUGGGUGGAUGUUCUUGAUGGUGGAGGCAAGGAACUUUUAAUUGAAUUUGCCCCAUUUUUCGAAGACCCCUCUAUUAAGAAGGUUUGGCACAAUUACAGCUUUGACAACCAUGUUAUAGAGAACUACGGGCUUAAGGUUUCUGGUUUUCAUGCCGACACAAUGCAUCUGGCUCGUUUAUGGGAUUCAUCAAGGCGAAUAAAAGGUGGUUAUUCUCUUGAAGCACUGACAGGUGAUCCAAAAGUCAUGUCUGGGGCACAACUGUGUGAUGAAAUAGAGUUAAUUGGUAAAGUAUCAAUGAAAACCAUAUUUGGCAAGAGAAAAUUGAAAAAAGAUGGAAAACCAGGAAAGAUUGUCACUAUUCCCCCUGUUGAAGUGCUUCAAAAAGAAGAGCGGGAACCAUGGAUUUGUUAUUCUGCCUUGGAUGCAAUAAGCACACUUAAGCUCUAUGAGAGUUUGAAAAACCAUCUGUCCAUGAAGCCAUGGCAAAUUGAUGGAAACCUUGCUCCUGGAAAAACCAUGUUCAAUUUCUAUGAGACUUACUGGCAACCAUUUGGUGAGAUUCUAGUUAAGAUGGAAACUGAGGGAAUGCUGGUUGAUCGGGAAUAUCUUGCUGAGAUGGAGAAGUUGGCCAAAGCUGAGCAGGAGGUUGCUUCUAAUAGGUUCCGGAAGUGGGCUUCCAAGUAUUGCAAAGAUGCCAAAUACAUGAAUGUGGGAAGUGAUGCACAACUACGUCAGCUUUUGUUUGGUGGGACUCUGAAUAGUAAGGACCCAAAUGAGAGUCUACCAGAGGAAAGGGUUUUUAGAGUUCCAAACAUUAAUAAAGUGGUUGAAGAUGGCAAGAAGGCUCCCACAAAGUUCCGCACUAUUAAAUUGCGUAGUAUCGGUGUUAAAUUGUCAACUGACUUGUAUACAGCAACUGGUUGGCCUUCAGUUAGUGUUGAUGCUUUGAAGGUUCUUGCUGGGAAGGUAUCUGCUGAUUUUGAUAUUGUGGAUGAUGCUGAAGAGUCACAGUUUGAUGAUGAUAUUGGAAAUGAUUAUAAGGCAGCAACUGAUGUCUCAGAAAAAGAAGAACCAGAGGAGCCUAAAGCUGUGGACUCAUCUGCUUAUGGAACAGCUUUUACAGCUUUUGCAGAUUCUAAGUUGGAGGAGGAGGGAAGGGAAGCUUGCCAUGCCAUUGCUGCUUUGUGUGAGGUUUGCUCCAUUGAUUCACUGAUAUCCAACUUCAUCCUCCCACUACAGGGCAGUAAUAUAUCUGGAAAGAAUGGGCGUAUUCAUUGUUCAUUGAACAUCAACACAGAAACUGGGCGCCUAUCAGCUAGGCGACCAAAUCUGCAGAAUCAACCUGCUUUGGAGAAAGACCGGUAUAAGAUCCGUCAGGCAUUCAUAGCUGCACCUGGAAAUUCCCUUAUUGUUGCUGACUACGGACAGCUGGAACUUAGGAUUCUUGCUCAUCUUGCCAAUUGUAAGAGCAUGCUGGAUGCAUUUAAAGCUGGCGGAGAUUUUCAUUCAAGAACUGCAAUGAAUAUGUACCCUCAUAUUCGUGAAGCCAUUGAGAAAAAGCAAGUGCUUCUUGAGUGGGAUCCUCAACCUGGCGAAGAGAAACCUCCAGUACCAUUGUUGAAGGAUGCCUUUGGUUCUGAAAGAAGGAAAGCUAAAAUGCUUAACUUUUCCAUUGCAUAUGGGAAAACUCCAGUUGGACUUGCUCGGGACUGGAAGGUUUCUGUAGAGGAAGCAAGAAAAACUGUUGAACUCUGGUACAAUGAAAGAAAAGAAGUGUUGACCUGGCAAGAAGAACGUAAAAAGGAAGCUGAAAGAGAUGGAUGUGUUCGCACAUUGCUAGGACGGGCUCGCUGUUUUCCUUCAAUGCGGCAUGCUACUCGUUCUCAAAGAGGUCAUAUUGAAAGGGCUGCUAUUAAUACUCCUGUUCAGGGUAGUGCUGCUGAUGUAGCCAUGUGUGCCAUGUUAGAAAUAUCCAAUAACGAAACUUUGAAGGAGCUUGGGUGGAGGCUUCUUUUACAGGUUCAUGAUGAAGUGAUCUUGGAAGGGCCAUCGGAGUCUGCUGAGGUCGCCAGGGCUGUAGUUAUAGAGUGCAUGUCCAAACCCUUUGGUGGUGUAAAUUUCCUUAAAGUUGACCUUGCCGUUGAUGCCAAGUGUGCACAAAACUGGUAUUCUGCAAAGUAAAGAGCCUCUUGUGUUCUGAGGUCACCUUUUCAAAUUAUGGAUCAUGGAUUCUCUCGGAUAAGACUGCACAAUCAUCUGAUCAGCUGGAGGCCUUAACAUGACGUAUCUGUUUUCUUGGCUGGUGUGAAAUUUUCUGUCGCCUUCACAUUUCAACCAAGGAUUACUUCGUGAGAGGGUUUCAACCAUUAUACCAGAAAGAGGCUUUCAACCAUUUUACCAGAAAGGAAAAAAAAAAUAGAAACUUUGCUACUUUGUCGACAUCAUAUGUUUCUUAGACCAUGGGGAUGAGGAGGCCGAUGGAGAAGCAUGCCUUGUAUAUAAGAAAUUGUAAACCUCUAAUAGGUUAAUUGUUUUUCUUGUGUAAUUAUUAUUGUAAUAUCAUUUUUUUCUCCGCAAAAAAAAGUGGCAUGUUCAACUACCUUUCGCUAUAUUUGAUACGUUGUGUUUUGUUUCUUA
Molecule: messenger RNA, 4061 nt
Organism: Ziziphus jujuba (common jujube)
Lineage: Eukaryota; Viridiplantae; Streptophyta; Magnoliopsida; Rosales; Rhamnaceae
Product: DNA polymerase I A, chloroplastic/mitochondrial
Exons: 13
Coding region: 147-3605 (1152 amino acids)
Biological process (GO): double-strand break repair; DNA-templated DNA replication
Molecular function (GO): DNA-directed DNA polymerase activity; 3'-5' exonuclease activity; DNA binding
Source: RefSeq, a predicted model, not a curated record